GCAAAUUUAGUCAGCAUCGAGCUUUCGGCGGACUAUGUUGCGCCCUUUGAACCCUCCGUGCUAGGAUAUAGAGUGCCGCGUGCGGCCGAAUGUUCACUUCCACCGUUGUUUGUGCGUUCAGUGCGGAGUUGGAGCACCAGAGGAUAUACCUACAACGGACGAUCGGAGACGGGUGCCCUACAAAAACAAAAGGGAAAAAUCACUUUUGACGUAUCCGGUGGCGGGUUGUUGUUUUUGCUUUGUUUUGUUAUGUUUUUUUUUGCGGCCGUCAAUUAGUGGAUACUUUUCGACCUGCGGGUUCCGGUCUGGGUGCGACUGACUGCACCCAAAUGAGCUGUUGUAAUUUCAGUGCGUAACGUGGGAAAAGCGCGCCAAUUAUAAACGAUGACUGCGUGCUCCCAGCGGAGUGCAAUAGAAGCUAAUUGAAAGAGACCCUCCGACAGCGAUUAGGCGGUGUUGAUUUGCUUUGAAAUUGUGGCACCUACCGACGGCUGUUGUUUGAUUUCGUCGGAAUGCUGCGGGGCUUUUGAUGAUCUUGUCAGUGUGAGGGAAAAUCCGCUGCGAUGCAAUGAAAUGACUACACUACGUUGUGUUACACUGGGCCAUAUCAUCGGGAAAAAUGGAGAUUUGUUAGCUUGUUGUUGUGCCGUUUUUGAUAGCGUUUCUGUAAAUCAUAAAAUUCUUGCUAUAGUGAAAAUUUUGCUUUUGAAAGAAAACCGAGUACUAAAAUGUUCAAGUGAAAAACCGAAGGCUUUAAUUAUAUUGGUAAUCAAUUUGAGAACCGUACAGAUUUUGUAAUUAGGAGCAAUCAAGAAAAUUGUUUACAGCUCAUAAAGUAAUGCUAGAAGCGUUGAAAUAGAAUUCGAUUAAUGGAAAGUUUUCGGAUGGAUUCGGAAAAUUUCGGUAGUGGCAAUUAGCGCGGGACUUCCAAAACAGAUAAACAGUUCCGGAAGAAACGCAUCGCGAAAACGAUGGUUUUUGGGCUGCCUCCGAGCAUCGCAGUGAAAGUUUAAAUUGGUCAAAAAGCGUGAGUUGGCCCAACAGGAGCAGUGUAAAAUCGUAUGAACGAGGUAGAAAAAAAAAGAUUAAAAUGAAUUCAAUUAUCGUCCAAACUUUUUGAACGUGUUUCUGGCUACGAAUGUGACGACGGCGGCCAGUGAGCCGAGCCAGAGCAGAAAUUACAAAAGUGCCAGGACGAAAAAAAUAAAAAAAAAUCCUCGACAGAUGCUCCUUCCCGUUACGCGAAAAUAAUCCAGUUGGGUCGCAUUUAUGUUUUUCGGUAGCGGAAGUACGGCAGAAAGUCUAGCAGUAUCGCUAUGGAUGCAGUGUGAUAGUGAGGGUUGGGUGCGGAAAUAAAAGUUUCUUCUGUACCCUUCCUAGUUUAUCGCGUCCCUGGCGGCAAUACAUUUAAGUGAAACGAUGUGAUGUGAUUCGUGUGGUGUUUUUUUCUCUCUAUCUCGCUCUCGGUUGUUAGUUGUUAGGAAGAAUAUUGUGCAAACCAAGUCACUAGCAGUAGUCGGACGAGCAAGUUUUUUUUUGUAGUUGUUCUCAUGUCUUCAAGAUCUUAGCAAAGGAUCUGUGACCUCUAUUCGGUGCUUGCUUGCUAGUUCGCGCUAGUUUCGUGUGCAUGUGGGAAAAAAAGCUUUUCCGAAAAAAAAAACAUUGUUCAUAGUCGGUUGAGUUGUGCUGCGUACAUUCUCCGACUUUUGUCGGAUUGAUUUCCGAACAUUUCAACAUAAUUUCACCAUCGAGUUCAAAAGCCAGCAAGGCAGCAAAAUGGACAUCGAGCUCAUCGACAUCCGGACGCUCGGAUAUUUGUCCAGCACAAGCACGGUGGUGUCGGCAACAACAAUAUGUAACCUGACGGCGGUGGCGAAUCAAACCGACGGAACAGGCGAUGGAGGCGGAGCUGGUGGUGGCGGUGGAGGCCGUGGAAGCGGACCCGACGAUCCUGGCGAUGAUGAUGGCGACGUUGAUGCGUUAUCUCCCCUAUCGAUGUCGUUCCUCGGUGUUUUCCUGUCGAUUGUGAUAUUUCUCUCUGUAGCCGGUAAUAUUCUAGUAUGCAUAGCAAUCUACACCGAGCGAAGUCUGCGGCGGAUCGGGAACCUAUUUCUAGCGUCACUGGCCAUUGCCGACCUAUUCGUGGCGUCCCUGGUGAUGACGUUUGCCGGAGUUAACGAUUUAUUGGGUUACUGGAUCUUUGGAGCCCAGUUCUGCGACACCUGGGUGGCAUUCGAUGUCAUGUGUUCAACCGCUUCCAUCCUGAAUUUGUGUGCCAUCUCGCUGGACAGAUACAUUCACAUCAAGGAUCCGCUCAGGUACGGGCGCUGGGUGACGCGUCGAGUCGCCAUCGGAACCAUCGUCGUCAUCUGGCUGCUGGCGGCGCUAGUGUCGUUCGUGCCGAUCUCCCUGGAUCUGCACCGGGACAAGCGGGACGAGACGGACACCUCGCUCAUCAUCAACGGCGUCAAGUACGAAACGUGCGCCCUGGACCUGACGCCAACCUAUGCCGUCGUUUCUAGUUGUAUAAGUUUCUAUGUACCUUGUAUAGUUAUGAUCGGGAUCUACUGCAGGCUCUACUGCUACGCCCAGAAGCACGUCAAAUCGAUACGAGCGGUGACGCGACCGGGUGAAAUCAGCGAAAAACGCUAUCGCAGCAUACGGCGACCGAAACCGAACAAGAACAAGCUGAAACUACGCCAGCUGGCUCACCAGGCCAGCUCGCCGUACCACGUUUCGGACCACAAGGCGGCCAUCACGGUGGGCGUCAUCAUGGGUGUCUUCCUGGUUUGCUGGGUGCCGUUCUUCUGCGUCAACAUCAUUGCCGCCUUCUGCAAGACCUGCAUCGGUCCGCAGACAUUCAAGGUGCUGUCCUGGCUCGGAUACUCCAACUCGGCGUUCAAUCCAAUCAUCUAUUCGAUCUUCAACACCGAGUUCCGGGCGGCGUUCAAGCGAAUCCUGACGACGCGCAGUGCCUGGUGCUGCGGACAGGAAAUGGGUAAUAUCUAUCCACGGCACAGCGAUCGCUACGUGACGGACUACGCGGCCAAGAAUGUGGUCAUGAACUCCGGCCGGUCGUCGGCUGAUCUGGAGCAGGUAUCGGCCAUCUGACCCUACUAGAAUAACAUCAACAACACCCAGGUGUAAAUGGGGAGCAGCUACCCACACUGAGUGUAUAAAAGAGGAUUUCUUUUUCGUUCCGUUCGGUGGAAGAAAACGGAUGUGGUUAGGCCAAUGUUUUGUUUCCGUUUGUGUUGUGAAGGGUCGGUGAGAUUUCUGGGUCAGGGUACUAGGGCACAAAACUGUGGUUCUGUGGUAAACUACUUCUAUUCAGUUCAAGCUUUUGUUUUAUUUAUUUUAUUUAUUUAGUAUUGAAGUAUUGAAGCUUAAAGAGCUUUUCAAACAGCUAAAGUUACUACCUGAAUAAACGAGCAGAACUCAUACGCAUGAGUUGUCGCUAUCUAUGCUGUACUUGUAGUUAAAAUUGCACUGCUAUGCAUUGAAAAAUCGAAGACGGUACGUCAGAAACAGGAUGUACUUCUACAGUGAAUCAUUUGAACAAACCUGAUAUAAAAACCAGGUUCGAAACUGACUAGAUUUUCAGUUCAACAACGUUGAAACUAGGUUCGAAACUAACUUCAAACAAACGGUUUGACAGCAGUUAGGGCGGAAACUGGAUUAGGUUUUACAUCAAGCGAAAAUAUCAUCAUAAAAAAACGAAAGAACUCACACACAACGUAAAUCCUAGCUUGCUUUGUUUAUUGGGUAAUGACAGAAUAUUAAAUCUUUCGACAUGUGAUAUUAGAUUUCGUGUCUAUGUUUUGUAAAAUUCAGCUAAACUAGUAGAGAUAUUAAAGAAAUGUAUCAUUUUCACAUUAUUCGGAAAUUUAAGUAAAUUGCGACCCUCCUUUUAUGCGCACCUACCGCGACGUAAUGCAUAUAUAAAUAACGGUCCUCAACAGAAACAAUACUUAUGUCAAUCCAAUACAUUGUCGAAUCGUUUCAUCAUUCCAAUUGAAAUGAAAAAUGAAGGAAAUUUAAAUCGUUUUUGCUUGUGAAAACUGAAACUGACCCAAGGUAAUUUAAUCAAGUAAACACUUCACCCGAAACUGUGUUAGGUUUGCACUCAGCAACGGGGUUUUAAAAUCAGGUUCGAAACUGACUAGAAUUUCAGUUCAAUGACGUUGAAAUUGGUUUUUAACAAACGGCUUGACAGCCGUUAGUGUGGAAACUGGGUUAGGUUUGGCAUCAAGCGAAAACGGCUUUGACGUUUCAGACUUUAACAUAGUAACCGACGCUUAGAAUUUCAGAGAAGAAUGCACAUAUAAAAUAGUAUUCUAUUUGGAGGAAAAAUAUUGUCAAAAUGAGAAAAUGUUUACAAAUUUUGGUAAGCACUCAUUCUGAACUGGAUAAACAUUUUUGAUAGUGUUAUUGCAAUAACACUAUCAAAAUGUUUAUCCAGUUCAGAGUGAGUUCCGAAUCAAAUCCGAAAUGGGCGAUGAAUUUUCAGUCGGAAUUCUCUGUGCAAUUCGAUAUUAAUUCCAAAUCAAUUCUUAGAGUUUUCUCUACAAUUGUGGCAAAUCAUUGGAAAUCACCUAUUACAGGAUCGGUUUUUGUCCUAGGUCCAACUGUUAGUCCACUUUCCGAGCCAGUUUCGUACCAGCCUCAAGUUGGUUAAAAAUGACAUAAGCAAGUAUAAGUUGUUAAAAUUAAUAUUCCUGCAGGGUGGCAUAAAAAGUGUUGUCAGUAUCGUCAGUAAAAAUUUAGAUAUUGCACAGUGCUCCGAAACGGGAAAUGGCGAGACAAAAAUAUUUUCGCUAUUAAAUAUUAUUUUGUUGCAGUUGAUGUCUUCACCAAAGUUGUUUGCAUUCAACUUUUUCGGAGUAAAAGUAGAGUGGCUCUCGUAAAGUCACUUUUUGUUCUAACUUUUAUGUGAACUGUUUUACAAGAAAAUCGUCUUCCGAAGAUUUGUCAAGCUAAUUAUUGCGCACAAUUUUGCUCAACUAAGAUUUAAACUAUAAGCUACCAUUCAAAAGUUUAGUUUUUUUUUCGUCAAAAAAUAUUCAACCUUCUAAUAAUGCCAGAUCGAUAAAAUACGGUUUCUGAAAGGUAAAAUAAGCCAUAUAACUCUUAACCACCAAAACGUAGCAACUGUUUGACGUCGUUUCCAAAUUCAAGAUGGCGUCUUUCGGAUAUUCUAAACGCCUUGAAAAUCGUUACAAAACAAGUAUAUUCGGAACAGGUUUGAUAAGUAGAUGUUUCAGGUCGUUCCUAAAUUUAAAUCGGUGACUUUCAGUUAAUCUAUAUUCCAUGAAAAUCAUAACAAUAUGAGUAUUUCUGACAGGGUUUGUGAGAAAUUCUGGCAGCCGGCAGAGGCUGGCAAGAUUCCGGUAGCUGUCAAAAUUUUGCAGGCGAAAUUGCGUAAUUCUAUCGCCACGUCAUAUUUUGAAAGAUAUUCACUUGAUAUUCGUCAAUCCUACAUGUACAUUCAAAAAUGAAAACGUGUCUUGAAACCAAGUAAAUGAAAUGAAAAUACUGGUAUAUUAAGAGAAGAAGCUUUGCAUAUCAUGUUUGGUAGUGCAAAAGCUAUGUUAUUGCCCCUUACUUAAACUCGUAAUGGAAAAAAUAAUACCAAUGAAGACACGAUUCAAAACGGUCCUGGCAGUCUAGUAUGGGAAAAAUCCGGCAAACCCUUCGAGCAGACUUUACCAAGAACAUGAACAAGAGGUCGUUUUUAACUUCAAAAUGGCGACUUCCGAAUAAUCGAAAUACCUUAAAAGCCAUUACAGUAAGCAUUUUCGGAACGGGUUUGAUAAGUAAAUGAUAACAAAAUGAUGUUUGAGGUCGUUUUGGUAUCAAAGAUGUUGACUUCCAGUUAUUCGACUGCCAUUGAAAACCAUUCCAAUAUGCGUGUUUCCGAGACGCGCCUUAUAAGUACGUGUUAUAAAACGAUGUUUGAGGAAGUUUCAAAAAACAAACUUGCGACUUCCGGUUUAUCGAAAUACCUUAAAAACCAUUACAAUAUGAAUAGUAUUUUGUUCUUGCAACUGUAUUCCAUUCUGCACACAAAUAUCAUGACUUUAACAAAUAUUAUUAUGGUAUGAAAAAAAUAUUGCUCACCAAUACUUUUACAUUUAUUUUUUCCAGCAUCUAAUCAUCGUCACCUUAAAAACUAUUACAAUAUGGAUAUUUUCGAAACUUUUUUUUUCAUAAAUACGUUUAUUUCAUAGGCAAUAUACAUAAGUUUUUCUUCGCCGUGGCAUCCACAGUACAAAGUACUUUAAACCUAAUACAUUUCGAAUAUAAUAUUAUUAUGUUGGUAUUCAUUAGUUAAUCUAAACACUGUUUUUAUCAAUUUUUCGAAACUGAUGUGAUAUAUUAUCGUGUUCCACAUAGAGCACGGUUUUGUUUUUUAAUGUGAUAAUAUAAUUUUCAAGGCACACUGCGAUGGUUCUAGAUAUUCCGAAGACACACGUUUUUGUUGUUGUUGUUGUUAAUAGCAGUUCAACUGCAUUGAAUUGAAUGUAUACUACGUUAUAGGUUUUGUUCAGUCGAAUGCCUGUGUCUAUAACAAAGUUUUCAUAUUUUUGAGAAGUUGAAUUUUACAUUGCUUGUUAUUAACAGCGACUGUAUUUCCCGGUUCGCUAAGUUUACUCAUUUCAAAAUCGUCUCAUUGCUCACUCAACAGCACUAUGUUGUGAUUUUUAUAGAUUGUGCCGGAGAAAGCGGCAUGUUUUGCACAUGCCAAUUUUUUGUCAGCCUAACAGAACAUGCACUCAACCAAAAAAGCUCUUGAGUGCUUCUCAUUUAAACAGGAAUUUUCGUGUAUGAAGUUAAUUUUCAAAAACGCGAUUCGAUGUUAUUUUCUAAAACUUAUUGAGGUUGGUUGUCAUUGACUUAAUUUCAUCUUAACGCACUGAAUUUCCUUAGUUAAGUGGUUUUGAUUAUAGAAGUGUGGUUGAAAAAAACAAAACUCAAGACAAAUUUAUGGAGUUUACUCAUCACUGGUCGCAGUGAAGCUGGUGCUACUGUGCCUCACUCAGCAAUCUCACCGUUCAAAUACUAAAACUAAUUUUACGUGGUUAACAUGCACAAAACACUAAUACGUAAACACAGAUAUAGUCACGAUUCCAUAACAAAAAGCAAUCUAAACACUAAGCUAGUCAAAUUCGGAUGAAGGAGGUAAACCAAAGGCAUGAACCCAGUCAAAUAAAGAAAAUAGCUAGGAAUCUAUCUAAGUAUGUUAACCCUAAAGGUCACUGUUUUUCCUGUACUACAACACCAAAACCAAAAUCCUUCCAAUGUAUCAACACAUUUCAGAAAAGCAGGUCCGGAAAAAAACGAAACAUGUAAAUACUACAAUUUUUUUUCGGUACACACUCCGUACAAUGAAGCAAACAUUUAAUUUCGUUUCAAAUCUUUUUUUUCUACACUGCGAGAAAUUAGCAAUUGUAGAUGGCAAAGUAGUAUAAAAUCCCUCACUUAUCGAAAUUGUAGCAAAGCACCAGUGAAAGCAAUGGCAAACCACAAGCGCGGUGUGAUUCGGAAAAAAAUGUGCUCAAAAUGAGAUUGAUGUUUUUGCUGUUGUUGAUGUUCAAACGAGUAAACCAAAAGAACAUAUUUAGUAUAGAAAGCCGUACGAUGCAGUUCAACCAGCGAGAUUCCAUUGCAAACAGAAAAAAAAACGCGAAGGACACUUUCGUAAUUUGAUAGUAGGAAGCUAAAAUCUUGCGGUUAUUCACCGUCGUCCCAUUCCAGGAAUUCUUCUGUCAGUUUGAGUGUCAAAUCAGUUUCUUCACAUCAGCGAGCUACCGGCAACACUGAUUUUCUGCACGUUUAUUUGACAAACGUUUUUUAAUCUGAUCGAUGAUGAUUGAAAGCGUUGUAAUACGCUCGAAUUGAGAAUCAUGACCCUAGCAAAUUGUUGUGGAAAGAAAACGAUGUAAUCUAAUACCCAUUUUCUCCGCAAAAAGUUAAAUUCACAUAUCCUUAGCACUAAACAGGUCCAAAUCGUAUUCCAAAUACCAAAAUAAAAGAAAGAACGAUGAAAAUAGCUAAUCGUCUAAUGUUAGAAGCAAUUUCUUUGACACUAAUCAUAGGAUGUAGUAAGAAGAGCACUGAUAAUAGUUAUCAGUAUAGUGCAACUGCUGUGUUUAGCUGUUAAGUUUUAAGCAUUUCAAAUGACAUACAACUAAAAUUCCGAAUAAACGAUCGACUCUCACAUAGGACACAUUCAUUCAAGAGACACUAUAAUUAUGCGAAAACAAGACUGAUUAUUGUUUAUUUACCAGAGCGUCGUGAUGUACGUAAGAAUACUACUAGUAGUGGAACAAAACCAAAAAAAAGUCUACUGUGAAAUAAAUUUAGUGAAUGGUACGUGUAGUGAUCGGAAGUGAAAAGUAAACUCGAUAGAAACUAACGGACAAAUCGUGAAAGGAAAACUAAACCUGAAAAGAAAAUGUAGAAACAAAUAAUGAUUUAUUUAUAGAGAACAUCAAUUGAAUCAAAAUUGCAAACAAAUUUCGUAUUAUGCUCACACGAAACUCAACGUGAACAAUCCAAAAGAUACCAGAUACCGAUACUACUGUUACUAAUUAGAUUCACUUACUGUAGAGUGGCGGAAAAAGAUAAUACAAAUACAGAGAUGGCGCGUCUAUUCCGCGUCCAACCAUUGAUGAAAAACAAAAGAGCUGAACUAAUCAAAUGUCUAAACUUUUUCCUACUACUAAGGGAAAACAAAAAGAUAUAAAUCGUCAAAAGCACGCGUAUAUUUUGUAAAAGGGAAUGCAUUUCCACGAACGGGAUCCACUGUGAAAAAUAGCAUAAAAAGAAAACAACAGAAGAAUAAUACAAAGUUCCAGCUGAAUAAUGUAAUGUUUAAUUAAUUAGGACAAAUUGUAACAAACCGACACACAGUCACGCAGAAAUAGGUCUAUGAUUGUUCUUUGUUGUGAAUAGUUUGUCGAUAAUAAAACAAAAACAAAACAAACCAAAUACAGAAACGAGAAAUACAAUUUGCAGCUUGAUUUGAAAA
Malaya genurostris is the source of this 9034-nucleotide messenger RNA. RefSeq names its product dopamine receptor 1-like. The record is from RefSeq and is a predicted model, not a curated record. Gene Ontology annotation, cellular component: membrane. NCBI's taxonomy places the organism in Eukaryota, Metazoa, Arthropoda, Insecta, Diptera, Culicidae. Gene Ontology annotation, biological process: adenylate cyclase-activating adrenergic receptor signaling pathway. Gene Ontology annotation, molecular function: G protein-coupled receptor activity. The coding region runs from base 1777 to 3111 and encodes 444 amino acids. The transcript is spliced from 6 exons.